CAAACCUUUAAACGUAUCUGUGUAGGAACAUGUGCGUUUUUGCGUGCGAUGGGAUUAAAACCUGUCGACUGACUGCGAUGGUGUAGAAAUUAAAGGUAUCUGUUGAUAGAUAUUGAUAUUUAUCUACACAGUGGAGCCAAACGUAUACGCAUCACAUGCAAUGGAUUGGGAUGCUGGGCUACAGCAGGCGCCAAAAUGUCGGCUGAAACAUGAUGAUCAAUAACUGAAGCACGGCAUUGAUCAGACGCCCACAGAUAUUUAAGUAAUAAUAAUAAUGAGAUAAGCAUUUUCCUGUUGCUUGCACAUUCAAAACUACAGAAGCUCAAUAUUAUAUGAGACAAUGUUUCUGCAUGGUUCUAAUUCACUGCAAAGGUGUACAUAUUUCUUUAAUGGAGCCAAAAUAAGAUUUGUGUUUGGAUUUGGACCCUGUUUCUUUGGAUAAAUUGCUCCUGUCAUGUCCUAUCCACAGAGAAAGACCUGUUAUAACCAAACACAAGUGCAGAGUCACACAGGCACCCUGCAGGAGAGAAGACAGUCGCAUCUGUGUAGUGUCUGACUGGGAGGCAAGCUGAUUUCUGUUUUCCUUUUAAUCCCCUAGAUAGUUUGGUUGUUUUUUUUGUUAUUUUUUGCUUUGAUCUCUUGUAAGUUGAUAACAUAACAUUAGUCUGCAAAUUGGAAAGAAUGGUUCCUGUUAAACUCCUCAUUCUGGGAGCUCAGAACACUGGAAAAACAGCACUGUGUGUUCGGUUUAUAACGAAGCGUUUUAUUGGCGAAUAUGACCAUAAGACGGAGGUGACAUACAGAUGUAGUCGGACAGUGGACCAGGAAACUGUUGAUCUGGAGAUCUUGGAUUUACCUUGUAAGAACUCUGUGGCUUCUAUUGAGUCCUCCAUUCGCUGGGCUGAUGGUUUCCUACUGCUCUACUCUAUCACUCAGCGCUCCAGCUUCCUGGAAAUCCCUCGACUUAAAACGCUCAUCGACAAAACCAAGCAAAGUCUCGUUUUUCCGACAGUGCUGGUAGCCAAUAAGGCAGAUCUGGAAGUCGGCAGGAAGGUGACAACAGAGGAGGGACAGAGACUCGCCAAAGAUUUAGGGUUUUGUAUACUUAUGUUUGUACAACUGCUCUUUAGAAAUGUAACAUUUCAAUUUGUUUCCCUGCUGAUUUUCUUUCUGUGUCUCAUGUGCAGAUGUGGCUUCAGAGAGCUGUCAGUAGCUGAGGCAGUUUUAUCAGUGGAAGCAGUAAUUUUCCAACUCAUCAGCCUCCCCUGGCGUUGCUCCUAUGUUGUUUCAUGUGCGACAGGCUGACGUUGGAUCAGCAGCGCCCCCUGCCUGACAGGCGCUCCUACAUGCUGACAGUCCGCCAUGCUUUGACCAGGAAGCUGACGCGCUCAAAGACAAUGCAGUGGUGACAGCAGCAAGCUAUUCAGCCGGGAUCUAACUUUUAAGUGAUUUUAUCUGGAGACAUUUUAUAAAUAAAAACAAAAUUAUCAAAUUUGUAUUUGUGUAAGGAUAAAAGCGAAAUUAACUACGUUUCUUCUGUUGGUGUCUUUUCUUUUAAUAAAACUGAAGUAUUUGCUUGCAUA
Messenger RNA from Xiphophorus couchianus (Monterrey platyfish), 1583 nucleotides. Its product is annotated as ras-related and estrogen-regulated growth inhibitor. NCBI's taxonomy places the organism in Eukaryota, Metazoa, Chordata, Actinopteri, Cyprinodontiformes, Poeciliidae. The transcript has 6 exons. Gene Ontology annotation, molecular function: GTPase activity; GTP binding. Bases 682 to 1305 code for a protein of 207 amino acids. The record is from RefSeq and is a predicted model, not a curated record.